GAGAUUAAAGCUGGAGAGUGAGAUUGGGAGAGAAGUGAGAGAAAGAGGAGAGAGAAAGAGGAGAGAGAGUAAGAGAGCUUUCCGCCACCAUGGCAACCUUUGCAAAGCCAGAGAACGCUCUCAAGCGAGCUGAAGAGUUAAUGAAUGUGGGACAGAAGCAAGCUGCAUUGCAAGCGCUUCAUGAUCUGAUCACUUCAAAGAGGUACAGAGCAUGGCAAAAGACCCUUGAGAGGAUUAUGUUCAAGUAUGUAGAACUCUGUGUUGAUAUGAGAAGGGGGAGAUUUGCCAAGGAUGGUUUGAUUCAGUAUCGUAUAGUGUGUCAGCAAGUGAAUGUUAGCUCUUUGGAAGAGGUGAUAAAGCACUUCUUGCAUCUCUCAACUGAAAGAGCUGAACAAGCGCAAAGCCAGGCUCAAGCCCUGGAAGAUGCUCUGGAUGUUGACGACUUGGAGGCAGAGAAAAGGCCAGAAGAUUUGAUGGUAAGCUAUGUCAGUGGUGAGAAAGGGAAAGAUAGGUCAGACCGGGAGCUUGUAACACCAUGGUUCAAAUUCUUAUGGGAAACCUACAGGACAGUGCUUGAAAUUCUCCGGAAUAACUCAAAAUUGGAGACACUAUACGCUAUGACAGCACACCGGGCCUUUCAGUUCUGCAAGCAGUACAAACGGACAACAGAAUUCCGCAGGCUGUGUGAGAUUAUACGUAAUCAUUUGGCUAAUCUUAACAAGUACAGAGAUCAAAGGGACAGGCCAGAUUUAUCUGCCCCUGAAAGCUUACAGCUAUAUCUUGACACCAGAUUUGAUCAACUCAAGAUUGCAACCGAGCUUGAACUUUGGCAGGAAGCAUUUCGUUCAGUUGAAGAUAUUCAUGGAUUGAUGUGCAUGGUUAAGAAAACCCCGAAGCCUUCUUUGAUGGCUGUUUACUAUGCUAAGCUGACAGAAAUUUUUUGGGUGUCAGAAAGUCAUCUAUACCAUGCAUAUGCAUGGUACAAGCUUUAUGCACUCCAAAAGAGCUAUAAUAAAAACUUAGCUCAAAAGGAUUUGCAAUUAAUGGCAUCCUCAGUUUUGCUUGCCGCGCUGUCAGUGACCCCUUACGAUCACAAGCAUGGUGCAGCACAUUUUGAACUAGAAAAUGAGAAAGAUCGCAGUUUAAGGAUAGCUAGCCUUCUAGGGUUUAAUCUUGACCCUAAACGAGAUAGUAGAGAAGUGCUUUCCCGCUCAGCUCUUCUUGCGGAAUUGGCAUCCAAAGGUGUGAUGACUUAUGUUCCUCAGGAAGUAAAAGAUCUGUAUCAUCUACUGGAGAAUGAGUUUCACCCAUUAGAUCUUGCAGCAAAAGUUCAGCCUUUGUUGGGCAAGCUUGCCAAGCUUGGUGACAAGCUGUCUUCAGCUUCACCCAUUCCAGAGGUGCAGCUAGCGCAAUAUGUUCCUGCAUUGGAAAAGCUCACUACGCUGAGAGUGCUGCAGCAGGCAUCACAGGUGUUCCAGACAAUGAAGAUUGAGGUCCUGUCAAAGAUGAUACCAUUUUUUGAUUUUUCUGUGGUGGAAAAGGUUUCUGUUGAUGCUGUCAAAUAUAACUUUAUAGCAAUGAAAGUCGACCAUUUGAAGGGUAUAGUUCUCUUUGGUAGCAUGGAUCUUGAAUCUGAUAGGCUGCGAAAUCACUUAACCGUCCUUGCAAAGCGUCUCAACAAAGCAAGAAGCCUUAUCAAUCCACCAGUCCAGAAUGUGUCCAAACUGAAUGGGAUGCUGCCUGCAUUGCAAGAAGCUGUAGACAAGGAGCACAAGAAGCUUCUUGCCCGUAAAGUUAUAAUCGAGAAACGUAAGGAAGAACAAGAGCGGCAAAUGUUGGAAAUGGAACGUGAGGAGGAAUCAAAGAGAUUAAAAUUGCAGAAGAUAUCAGAGGAGGCAGAACAAAAGAGACUUGCUUCUGAAUAUUCCAGGAGGGAGGAGCAAAGGAUUCGAAGAGAAAUAGAGGAGAAAGAACUGGAAGAAGCUCAGGUUUUGCUUCAAGAAGCAGAGAGACGUAAAGGAAAGAAAGGAAAGAAGCCAGUUAUUGAAGGGGAGAAAGUUACAAAGCAAUCCCUUCUUGAGUUGGCUUUAAGCGAACAGCUCAAAGAGCGGCAGGAAAUGGAAAGGAAGCUGCAGAAAAUGGCUAAAACUAUGGACCAUAUGGAAAGGGCAAAGAGGGAAGAAGAGGUCCCACUAGUUUUGGCUGCAUAUCAACAACGUUUGGUGGAUGACAAGAUUCUCUUUGAGGACGAGCAAAAGCAAGCGACUGAGCAGAGUAGGCAGCAACAUGAUGGAGACCUCCAGCACAAAGCCAAACUCUUGCGCAUGCUGGAUGACAAGACUUCUUUUGGUAAUAUGGUUGUGAGCCGGCGCAAGGAUGAAUUUGAGAGAUUGCAGCAGGAGAGAGAGGAGCAUACUGCAAGGCUGCGAGCAAUGCGAAAGCAGGAGAUAGAGAGGAAGAGGAAGAUUGCGUAUUAUCUGCAAGAGGAGGAGAAAAGGCUUAUCAAGUUGAAAGAAGAGGAGGAAGCUCGUAAACAUGAAGAGGAAGAGAGGAGAAAGAAAGAAGAAGCAGCGCGUAAGGCCAAGCUUGAUGAGAUCGCUGCCAAGCAGCGGCAGCGUGAGCUUGAGAUUGAGGAGAGGGACCGGCAACAGAGAGAAGCCCUUACCCGAAGCACCAGCAGACCCUCAUCCUCCACUGUGCCACCAUUUGCUGCUAGUGCCCCUGAGGACCCCCCACCCGCUCGUGGGCCUACUGAGCCCCCCGCAAAGCCCGCUGAGCCCAGUGCAGGCAGGUAUGUCCUCCCUCGGUUCCGCCGUGAGCCAGUGGCAACCACCCCUUCAACGGCAGCCCCUGAGCCCGACAGGUGGGGGUCCAGAAACGAUGAUAGGAGGCCGCCUGGUUCCUCAUUUAGCAGUUCUCGGCCCACUGAUAGGUACCGCCCUCCUCGAUCCAAUUAUUGAGAAGGGUGUGGAUUGGUGGCUGCCUUGCUGGGUGGCGUAAUGAGCUGUGGCCACUUGUAUGGUCAUGAUUCAUUGGGGGGACCAAAUGGGUGGUGGUGAUGCAUCCACUUGGUGGGCGGUCUCAGUCUCGGUUUCGUGAUUGGAUGGUGGGAUGGAUGUCCUUGGAUUUAUUGCUUGAUUUUACUCGGUAAUUUUUUUCACCUCUUUUGACUUUUGAGAUGUGAGAGUAUAAGACUCGUUUGAGGUAAUAGAGGAAAUAGAUAGGAGUUUUGUAAUGUAAGGAACUAAAGAUGGAAAUAUUGAGUAAAAUUGAUGCUGAGCUGUUCCUUGUGGUGA
Amborella trichopoda is the source of this 3296-nucleotide messenger RNA. RefSeq names its product eukaryotic translation initiation factor 3A (gene EIF3A). Gene Ontology annotation, cellular component: multi-eIF complex; eukaryotic translation initiation factor 3 complex, eIF3e; eukaryotic translation initiation factor 3 complex, eIF3m. The record is from RefSeq and is a predicted model, not a curated record. Gene Ontology annotation, biological process: formation of cytoplasmic translation initiation complex; translation reinitiation. Gene Ontology annotation, molecular function: translation initiation factor activity; mRNA binding. Lineage: Eukaryota; Viridiplantae; Streptophyta; Magnoliopsida; Amborellales; Amborellaceae.